Molecule: messenger RNA, 1185 nt
Organism: Adineta steineri
Lineage: Eukaryota; Metazoa; Rotifera; Eurotatoria; Adinetida; Adinetidae
Source: the annotation of a GenBank genome assembly
AUGGCAACAGCAAACGUUAGAGUACAAUGUUCUAUCUGUAAUAAAGGAAACACGACAUAUAUUUGUCGUGGAUGUUCAAAUGAUUUUUGUUUUCAACAUUUAACAGAACAUCGACAAAUUCCUAAUAGACAAUUAGAUGAAAUUAUCAACGAUCACGAUCAAUUUCAACAAACAAUUAUUCAACAAAAACAAAAUUCUUCUUUAAUUCAACAAAUUAAUCAAUGGGAAGCAAAUUCUAUUCUUCAAAUUCAACAAACAGCAAAAGAAUGUCGAGAAACAACGAUGAAAUUAACACAAAAGUCAAUCGAUAAUAUUGAAAAAAAGUUUACUGAAUUAUCUCAGAAAUUAAAAGAAAUUCGUCAAGAAAAUGAAUUUAAUGAAAUUGAUUUAAAUCAUUUCCAAUUAAAAUUAAAACAUAUUACAGAAGAACUUCUCAAAAAAAUUCAAACAAAAAAGAUUAAAUUUCAACAAUUUGCAACUACUGUUGCUGGAGGAAAUGGUGAAGGACAGAAAUUGAAUCAGCUCGAUGGUCCUCAAGGGAUCUUUAUUGAGAAUGAUAAAUCAAUUUAUAUUGCUGAUACUGAAAAUCAUCGUAUUGUUAAGUGGAAAUCGAAUUCAAAUACUGGUCAAAUCAUUGCAAGUGGAAAUGGAAAAGGAAAUCAAAAUUAUCAAUUGAAUGAUCCAAUUGAUUUAAUUUUCGAUAAAAACAAUAAUUCUUUUAUUGUUUCUGAUGCUGGAAACGGCCGAGUAAUUCGAUAUUUUGAUCAAAAUCAACACAUUAUCAUUUCAAAUAUUGUUUGUUAUGGUCUGACAAUUGACAAAAAUGGAUUUAUCUAUGUUUCUGAUUUGAUGAAUAAUGAAGUAAGACGAUGGAAACAAGGAGAUAUAAAAGGUGAACUAGUUGCAGGUGGAAAUGGUCAAGGAAAUAGUCUUAAACAAUUAUCUUUUCCUCGAGGAGUGAUUGUUGAUCAUUUAGGUCAAAUCUAUGUGGCCGAUCGUGUGAAUAAUCGAGUAAUGCGUUGGUGUGAAGAAGAUGCAGAAGGUAAAAUUCUUGUUAGUGGAAAUGGUGAAGGGAAUGAAUCAAGUCAAUUGUAUGGUCCCACAGGUUUAUCAUUUGAUAAUGAAGAAAAUCUUUAUGCUGCCGACGAAUAUAAUCAGCGAAUCCAGAAAUAUGAAAAACUUUGA